AUGCAGGACCCAAGCUCCAAAGUUACCCCUGCCAUGCGUUCUUCGGUAUCCCCGGGGGUUGAAGCCGUGCGCUCACCGGAUUUGGGUCGCGUCUCGUCUAAAAGGCCUCUGACAGCCGAGGAUAGCACGACAGACGCCGAAAAUCGCCGGAAGGAUCCAAAGGUCAGUCGAGCCUGUGAUACUUGCAAACGAAAGAAAAUCCGGUGCAACGGUACACUGCCUUGCGAGAGCUGUGCAAAACGAAAAAUUGCUUGUGCCUUUGACGCCAAAUAUGGCCGUGGCCGACCGCCGACUCCACCUUUCUCUACACCGUCACGAGCCCAGGAAACAAUAUUUCCAAGACCGCCAAUAGACUCAAAUACGACCGAUCAGAGAGACUUAGAAUCGGCGUCAUCGGCUUCGCUGGCCAGGGAAGCUCCGCAGAAUCCACGGAACGAGUCAACCUCCCAGUCUUUGCAAGAAGCAGAGAUCGAGGAUCAGUACUUUGAUCCAACAUCUGGCCUGAAUUUCUUACAUCGAGCCUGGCGAAAACUUUCAACUCAGAAGGGAGAUGGGGCUUCAUACGACUUUCAUGAAACAGAUAAGCGGCAGCUUUUAGCUUCAGCUGGGGAUCGUCCUUUCAAUGCCGACAGCAAUGUUUUUGAUACUUCGGAGUUUGUUUGCGUGCCCCAAGAGUCGAAAAUGCGGAAAUUGCUUGAAUUUUACUUCGAAACUUGCGUCGUAACAUAUCGCAUGCUGCAUCGACCAACAAUCGAGGCUUGGAUCGACGCUUUAGUCAAGGAUAGAACAGAAGGCAAGCCGAUUGGACACUCACUCGGCCAUGCAAAAUCGUCCAUUUUACUAGCUAUCAUGGCUAUCGCUACUUUGCGUUACGAAAAGGUCCACGGAGAUAUGACAUCUCAAAGUGAAGCAGAUGCGCUUGGCGAAAGCGACCGGCUUUUCUGCAUGUCUACAAGUAUAACUGAGACCGAGACCGGGUUCCCACGAUUAGAGUCGGUACAAGCGAGGCUUCUCCAAGUGUUAUAUCUACUCCAGACAUCGCGAAUGAACAAGGGUUGGUAUACUUUCGGAAAUACAUGCAAUAUUACCCUUUCCUUGGGUAUGCACAGAAGACGAGAUUGCCAGCGAGAUGUUUCAUUUGCGAGCCGUCGCCUGGGUUAUAUUUCACUGCAAUGCUACAAACGCACCUUUUGGGUAGCAUACACAAUUGACAAGUACUUGAGUGUGGUUUUUGGACGGCCGAGGCUAUAUCAAGAUGAGGAUAUUGAUCAAGACUUUCCAGAAAGUGUUAAUGAUGAAGACAUGACACCUCAAGGGCCUUCGUUAUCUGAAGACUCGGGGGAUUGCCACAUUGAUUCACUUAUAUUGCAUGCUCGGUAUGUCCCUGUUAUAUGA
Penicillium manginii is the source of this 1395-nucleotide messenger RNA. RefSeq names its product Zn(II)2Cys6 transcription factor. The transcript has a single exon. The record is from RefSeq and is a predicted model, not a curated record. Gene Ontology annotation, biological process: positive regulation of transcription by RNA polymerase II; DNA-templated transcription. Gene Ontology annotation, molecular function: zinc ion binding; DNA-binding transcription factor activity, RNA polymerase II-specific; sequence-specific DNA binding. Gene Ontology annotation, cellular component: nucleus. The coding region runs from base 1 to 1395 and encodes 464 amino acids. NCBI's taxonomy places the organism in Eukaryota, Fungi, Ascomycota, Eurotiomycetes, Eurotiales, Aspergillaceae.